AUGGCGGAGCUGCAGCAGCUCCAGGUGCAGGAGGCGGUGGACUCCAUGGUGAAGAGUCUGGAGAGAGAGAAUAUCCGGAAGAUGCAGGGCCUCAUGCUCCGGUGCAGCGCCGCCCAUUGUGAGGAAAGCCAGGCGUCCAUGCAGCAAGUGCACCAGUGCAUUGAGUGCUGCCAUGCACCUCUGGCUCAAGCCCAGGCCCCGGUGACCAGCGAGCUGGAGAAGUUCCAGGACCGCCUGGCCCGGUGCACCAUGUAUUGCAAUGACAAGGCCAAAGAUUCAAUAGAUGCAGGGAGUAAAGAGCUUCACGUGAAGCGGCAGCUGGAGACCUGCGUGACCAAGUGUGUGGAUGACCACAUGAACCUCAUCCCAACCAUGACCAGGAAGAUGAAGGAGUCUCUCUCUUCCAUUGGGAAAUAGCUGUCUGCUAGUGGCCAUCAGGGCUGAGGGCAGGAGUCAA
Molecule: messenger RNA, 457 nt
Organism: Bubalus bubalis (water buffalo)
Lineage: Eukaryota; Metazoa; Chordata; Mammalia; Artiodactyla; Bovidae
Product: protein FAM136A-like
Exons: 1
Coding region: 1-417 (138 amino acids)
Cellular component (GO): cytoplasm
Source: RefSeq, a predicted model, not a curated record